This is a messenger RNA of Spea bombifrons (plains spadefoot toad), 1913 nucleotides long. RefSeq names its product cyclase associated actin cytoskeleton regulatory protein 2 (gene CAP2). Gene Ontology annotation, molecular function: actin binding; adenylate cyclase binding. Bases 301 to 1755 code for a protein of 484 amino acids. NCBI's taxonomy places the organism in Eukaryota, Metazoa, Chordata, Amphibia, Anura, Pelobatidae. The transcript has 14 exons. The record is from RefSeq and is a predicted model, not a curated record. Gene Ontology annotation, biological process: cytoskeleton organization; cell morphogenesis; regulation of adenylate cyclase activity. Gene Ontology annotation, cellular component: cytoplasm.
CUCUCUAUAUUUGGAGAUCCCGGAAACCAGAGCCACCUCUCUCUUUUAUGACUGACACAUAGGAAUUGAGCAGCAGCAGCCUGUGUGUGUGUGAUUGCUCAGCCUUUCUCCUUCAUCUUUUUUUUUCUGCAUCAGUCUUUUUCUUUUGCAAUUAUAUUACUGGGUUCCAGUGGAUCUGUGUCACCCUCAACACAAGGAAGCAGGUUUCUAUGGUGACCUCUUAGACUUCAACAUAUCUUUCACACAACCUCAAGGCCUUUAAACUUCAAGAGCAAGAUGGACUACUAGUACUCAGUGAAGAUGGCAGAUGUACAAGGAUUGAUGGACAGACUAGAGAAUGCUGUCCUUCGUCUUGAAGCAGCCCUGUCAAAGUCUUACCCCUCUACCUUAACAGACAGUAACAUCGUUAAUGGGAUCAAUGGAGAUGUAGCUCCAUUUGUGGAAGCUUUUGAUGCUCUGCUAAAAGGGCCCUUGGAAGAAUAUCUAAAGAAUAGCAAGGUCCUUGGUGGUGAUGUAGAGACACAUGCCUCGCUUGUGGAAAAAGCCUUCAAGGCAGAAAGAGCUUUCUUGCUUUAUGCAGCCCAGCAUCAGAAACCUCCAAAGGCUGAAGAAACCUUGAUCUUGAAGCCCAUAUCUGAAAGAAUCCUUGAAAUCCAGACAUUUAGAGAGAAGAAUCGAGGAAGCAAAAUGUUUAACCACCUUUCAGCUAUCAGUGAAAGUAUUCCGGCCCUUGGAUGGAUUGCAAUGGCCCCCAAACCAGGUCCCUAUGUCAAGGAGAUGGCUGAUGCUGCCACCUUUUAUACCAACCGGGUAUUAAAAGAUUAUAAAACCACUGAUGCUCACCAUGUGGAUUGGGUCAAGUCGUACUUAACCAUUUGGAGUGAGCUGCAAGCAUAUAUCAAGGAAUAUCAUACUACGGGUAUUUCAUGGGGUAAUACGGUACUUUCAACACCACCGGCUGUUGAAGGAGACCCACAAGUGCAAAAUACAUCAUCUGGAUCAUGUCAUCCACCACCACCUCCUCCUCCUCCACCUCCAUGCUUUCCACCAAUGCUAGACUCUCAGGCUUCCAAGUCGAAAGACGAUGCCUCUCAAGAUCGUUCUGCCUUGUUUGCCCAGCUCAAUCAAGGAGAACAAAUAACAAAAGGUCUUAAACAUGUUACUGAUGAUGAGAAAACACAUAAGAAUCCUAAACUACGUGGUCAAGGAGGACAAAACCGAUCACCAUCAAAACGUCACACUCCAAGCCCCACUUCUCCAAAACCUCUUCCUCAUCAGACCUAUUGCCCUCUGCUGGAGCUGGAAGGAAAGAAGUGGCGAGUGGAAUUCCAGGAGGGAGUGAAUGACCUUGUGAUCUCUGAGACUGAGUUGAAGCAAGUUGCUUACAUUUUUAAGUGCAAGAAGACAACACUGCAGAUAAAAGGAAAAAUAAAUUCAAUCAUAAUAGACAACUGCACAAAGCUCGGCCUUGUUUUUGAUGAUGUUGUCGGAAUUGUAGAAGUUAUUAAUUCAAAAGAUGUUCAGAUCCAGGUUAUGGGAAAAGUGCCCACCAUUUCAAUCAACAAGACCGAUGGCUGUCAUGUAUACCUGAGUGAAAAUUCAAUAGACUGCGAGAUUGUGAGCGCCAAAUCAUCCGAGAUGAACAUCCUUGUCCCACAAGAUGGAGAUUAUAAAGAAUUUCCUGUUCCUGAACAGUUUAAGACAUCAUGGGAUGGAUCCAAGCUGGUCACUGAACCAGCAGAAAUGAUGGGCUAAUCUGAUACUGUAUUUUUUUUAUAUGUGUGCCAGCCCCCCUGGUUGCUUUUAACUCCCUCUUGCCUGAAUUUCUUAAAGUGGAAUAUGCUCUGUGAUCAAGAAUAGAAAUUACACUGAAUUGUGGUCAUGGGCAUUUUUUACAGCAUCAGACCCUGAAA